Molecule: messenger RNA, 2708 nt
Organism: Vitrella brassicaformis
Lineage: Eukaryota; Vitrellaceae
Source: the annotation of a GenBank genome assembly
GUCGCGACGAAUGCACCCAGCCUCCCAGCCAUAGAUAAUUCGCCCGUAUGCACUCACUCACUAAGUGUAAGACACUAAUGGACGCCUCCCUCCCUCACGCAAUCAAUGGAUCCAUCCAUCCAUCCAUCCAUCUCUCCAUCAAGCACCGCCACCGCGGCCCUUCUGUGUCCAAUCCAGUGAAAGGUCCGAUCCCCAGUCGAAGUAGUCGUCGCACAGCCACCGUGUCACGAAGACGCCGUCCUCUGUCGUGUUGAGGCAGUGGCUGAGAUAAUUUACCAAGAGGUACGUGAAGUGCACUGACAGACACAGCACCAGGCCAAACCAGGUGGAAAAGUGGAACCGGAAGCGCAUCUUCCACGCCUGAGACAGUCCCAUCGACGAUGUCGAUGAGAACAGACUCUCCGGCUGCUUGUCGACACCGCUGCCCAUCCUCUCGAGGUCGGGCGACUGCACAUCUCCUCCUCCUUGCUGCUGCUGCUGCUGCCGGCUCCGAUCGGCUGUUGAUGAGCAUGAGCAGAGUGACUUGAGCUUCUUCCAUGGCCCCACCAUGCCCGGCAGUGAGAUGCCGAGUCCGCCGGGGAGCGCCGCAAAGAUGAGGUCGCCCACGAGCUCACCGAGGAUCUGAAUCGUCGCCUGGGUCAGGAUCGUCGACGUGCUGAACUCUCCCUGCCACACAAACAGUCAGACAGAGUGUGUGUGUGUGUGUGGUUGUGAAGGGUGGCUACCUGGUCGCUGCCAAUGCCGUAGUAGAGGAGGAUCAUGGGCGCGAGGCAGACAGCAUAAGUCUCGGAAAGAAUGUGUGAGAGCGGGACCAUCUCGUAGAACACCUUUGCCUCCUCCGUGUGCAUCAGGUGCCACAAAGCCAUGUCGCCCACGUCGUCUGGCGGGGCCACCCCACGCACGAACCCCCAAACCUGCCGAACCCUCCUCUGGCACCACUUCCAUAUCUACCAGCCACGCACACAGAGAGAGAGAGAGAGUAUCUGACAACAGAUGGCGUGUGCCAUGUUCCGUGUGUUGUGGGUCGUUGUGCGUAUAGCGCCAUGGAGCUGACCACGUUGAGCUUGUGUGCGUGGCCCGUGUCCAUCCGGUAGCAGAAUUUGAAGUCAACUGCAUGGACGAGAAGAGGUCGGAUGGACACAUGGAUGGAUGGAUGCGAUCUGAUCUUCCUUCCUUUGUGUGUGCAGGUGAGGUGACCUACUGAGCUCGAACACCAAUGCCGCCAGCUCCCCCAAGACGCCCAGCCUGCACCCAUCCAUCCAUCCAUCAAGAUCGUCCGUGCAUGUGCGCUCGGCUGCAUCCGUGCGUACAGUGGAUCAGUCAGGGUGCCUUGCAGGACUCGUGUGACGAGCAUCACAUAGGCCACAACGGGCGCAUAGAAGAUGUGCCUGUCCGACGGCCGGAUAUGGACCAUCAUCAGGGCUGUCCACCGCACGAGGACGUAGAAGACCUCACCGCACACGAAUAUCGCCAGGCGAAAGAGCAAAAAGUACCAUCCCUUAUAGCCCAGUGCGUAGGGCACCAGCACCUCGAUGCACAGGUACACGCCGAGGGCAUCGAUGGUCAAGUUGAUGAAGGCGUUGUAGGGGAACUCAAUGGGACUCCAGUACUUGCUCACAAACCCAAUCCACACAAACCAGGUGACAUAGAACCGCAUGGACCAAACCAUGUCCCCAGUGUACUUCUCAAACACGACGCCGUGCCAGCGCGACACAUAGUCGGCGACCUGGACGAGCACGAUGACGAGUAUGUGUAUGAGGCCGCCAAUGUGGACGACCAGCCUCCCGCGCUUGGUGGGGUUCACGCCAGGCACACGGUUCAGAAUCAUCGAAAACGCCACUAUCGACACAGACACAGACAACGUAUACACCUGCACACAGACAGACACAGAGAGAGGCCCAGGUGAGGUGGAUAGCAUCCGUGUUGACCACUCCCUCUCUCCCUCCCUCGUUGCUUACCGUGCCCGACCAGACGAAGGUCGGGAUGGUGUGUGGUAUCUUGUUGACCUCCAUCAAGCUCUCAUGUGUCAGCUGCACCCCGACCACCAGGUAGUGGACCAGAAACACCAACACGGCGCCACACAGAGCCGUUCCCUGCACCCGGAUGACCGCCAAAGCCUCACGCCAUCUCGUCGGCCGCACCCGGCACGCAGGUGAGAGUGAGGGCGUGACGUCGUCGUCCAUCGAGGGCAGAGAGGACCAGCCGCCUCGGGGGGUCAUCAUCAGCUGGUCCUCGGUCUGCGUCAUCUCGUCAACACCGGCCCGCAGACACAGAUCCGCCCUGCCCGCCCGAGGCACCCUUCUGACGCCGACCCUGUCGAUAGGAGGCCAUGAGUCGCACCUUUGCAGAGGCCGUUGUGCAUCCCCAGUGCCGGCAGCGAGUGCAAGAGGGGUCGCCGCCUGAUCUUCAUGACGGUCGUCGUUGUGGGGAGGGAUGGGUAUGCAUAUGAGCUGCGCCUCCUCCGGGAACUCGGUUGGCGGCAGAGUGGGGCUGCUGCUUGAUGCGAAAGACCACUCAUCGUCGAGGUCAUCGUCGUCUGGCUCCUCCUCUGCUGCUGGGUUGAGCGAUGCAUCCUUCUGGGCCAGCAGAGCUGUGCUGAAGCUCAGUCGUGGCAUAUGACGACAUGCAGGCUCAGCUGGAUGGACGGCAGCAACAGAUAGAUCAGGCCAUUCACUUAGUCGCGGGGCACUGCGGCAGCUGUUCCAUCC